Molecule: messenger RNA, 687 nt
Organism: Thyridium curvatum
Lineage: Eukaryota; Fungi; Ascomycota; Sordariomycetes; Thyridiales; Thyridiaceae
Exons: 2
Coding region: 1-687 (228 amino acids)
Source: RefSeq, a predicted model, not a curated record
AUGAUUGACAUCUCUCCCUCUCCCUCUCCCUCCGCCUCUCCUCCCCCUCUCACCACCCCCCUCAUCAUCACCACCACCACCAUCUUCCUCCCGAUCCCACCCGCGCCCCCCCUCAAACCCCUCACUCCGGGCCCUCCUCCUCCGCCCAGCCCUCCGAUCCUCCUCAUCCUCCUCGUUCGCCCCAGCCACAAGCAAACCCCCGGGCCGCAGCCCCUCCCGCAGCAACCCGCCCACGAGCCCGAGGAACCCACCCCGCCCGCCCGCGUCGAGCACGCCCCGCACCCGCUCCACGAUCCGCUCGACCGCCUCCUCGUCCGUGCCCGCCACGCCCCACCGCCCGGCCAUCUUCCAACCCCCGCGCGCGUGCGACCUUUGAGGAUCACCAUCGUCCCCGCCGCCGCCGCCGUACGCAAACUCCCCACUGCGCGCCGUCCACCGCGGCCUGCGCCGCAGCGGCCGGCCCUGGCUGUCGAACCGGUCGGGCAAGACCUCGAUCACGUCUUCUUCCUCGUCGUCGUCGUCGUCAUCCGAAGAAGAAGACGCAGGCGGGCGCCGGUGGCGCGGGACGAGCGGCCUGUCGUGCGAAGGGUCCGAGGAGCGCCGGCGGCGGCCGAGCGGAGGGCGCGUGGUGGUGGCGAGCUGGGUGUCGGCCGGCGGUCUGUCGUCGUCGAUUUCUUCUACCGGUGA